AUGAAUCCAUUCCUUUCAAUUCCAGAAAUGUAUGAGGAAGAGAUGCGAGAACUUAUCAGGGAAAGAGAAGGUCUAGACGACAAAACAGGCCCAAGGAAGGCACCAAGAGUUAAUACAGUCACGUUGUUGUUCCCUGAACACGGCAGCGAGGAAAAAACAGGGGCGCUCAAACCAGAAGAGACAUUAGAACAGUACCACAAUGAACGGCUCCAACAAGGGUUAAAAUAUGUCACCACAGAAGCAAAAACAGAUAUCAUACCGCGAACGCGAGUAUUCCUCGAAAUUGCCCAGUGCGCUUAUCAAGUCGCUCUACAAACGAAGACCAGAAGUGCUUGUGCAGUUGUACAGGCAAUGGAUAGCGCCUAUUAUUACCGGCCUUGUUUCUUCAAAGCUGCCUCGCCACAAGAUAACGAAUGUUUAAGUCUGGAGUUGAAAUUACGACGCUUAGAAUUGUCCGUCAAUUAUCUCGAUUAUUCGAAUCAAGAUGAUAGUCCUCACGAUCUCAAAAAUCGUCUUUACAUCAAUUGCGAUAUCUUGGGCAUCGACCCAAACCACAUGCGAGAGCUCAUCAACGAAUAUAACAAGAGAAAUGUAAAUCUUGGUAGUCAAACGGCUGAACACAUCACGAAUUGUUACUGGACCGAUCUCGCGAUACAACUUAGCCGGGAUCUCAACGAGCUGCUUAAUGUGUGCUCGGACCGGGCUACUGCUGAGAAAUACGAAGAGAUCAUACUUGGCAUCCAAGCGGAGUAUUUUGAGGAUAUUAGGGGGUUUCCUGAUCCGCGACACUGGUGGCCGAAUGGUAAGGCAAGAAUGUUGACGACAGAAAGAUACGGAAUAGAAGGGCAAAAUGACAAUCAAUAG
This is a messenger RNA of Bacidia gigantensis, 864 nucleotides long. RefSeq lists its product as uncharacterized. Lineage: Eukaryota; Fungi; Ascomycota; Lecanoromycetes; Lecanorales; Ramalinaceae. The record is from RefSeq and is a predicted model, not a curated record. The coding region runs from base 1 to 864 and encodes 287 amino acids. The transcript has 2 exons.